AUGAUGAAUCCUCAGUAUUCUGUUGCUAUGUUUGUGGAGGAUGAAUUUAAGAGCUUGAAAAUGGAGUAUUUCCUAACUACAAAAUGGUGGUCAAGAAUUAUAAAAUGGAGGAGAAAUGUUCUUGAUAGAUGGCACUGUUAUAAAACAUUAGAGUCUGAGUCUGGUAAAGAAUCUGGAUCUGAUUCUGAAAAUGAAAGUAAGAGUGAUAGCUCUUCUUCAGGAAGCAAUUCAGGAUCUGGAUCAGGAUCAGAAAGUGACUCUAGCUCUUCAAGUGGUUCCGGGUCUGGAUCAGGUUCUGAUUCUGAAAAAUCAGAGAAGUCGGAUGCACCUGCACAAAGUGAUAGCUUCCAGAGCAAAAGUUCAAAUCACAGCACAGAAACAAAAGUUAGGCUUAAGAAUGAGUCUAGUCGCGAGUGGGAUGAGAAUCCUGAUAUUUAUGGAAUCAGGAGAUCUGGCCGUUCUAGGAAAGAGCCUGAAAGGCUUGCUACACAACGUGAAAGCGAUAGCGAUAGUCGCAAGAAAUAUAAAAAAAAGGGUUCACAUAAUUCAUGGAACUCGGACAGUUCAGAAUCUGAAUCUGAUGAUGCUGAAGCUGAAAGUAGAAGACCUCCACCUAGUAAAUCGUUAAAUAGACGUGCCGCACAGAAGGCAAAAGAAAAAGCAAGGACUCGAAAAAAACAAAUUUCUGAAUCAUCCGAAAAUUCUUCUUUUGACAGUGAUGAUAAUAGAAGACAAGUUACAAGGAGAACAGGGACUGCAAUUAGUUAUAAAGAGGAAAGUGAAGAGAGAACUGAUAGUGAAGAUCUUGUGGAAGUUGAUGAAGGUAGUACUGCAAAUGCAGAACCUGAUAAUGCAGAAACAAUUGAACGGAUUUUGGGGCAAAGACUUGGUAAAAAAGGAGUUACAGGAAACGUGACAACAAUUUAUGCUGUUGAAGAAAAUGGGGAUCCAAAUCCAGAGGAUUUGUCUAAUGAAGAAACUGAAAUGCAGUAUUUAAUAAAAUGGAAAGGAUGGUCUCAUAUACAUAAUACAUGGGAAUCAGAAGAAUCUUUAAAAGCACAAAAAGUAAAAGGAUUAAAAAAAUUGGAUAAUUUUAUUAAACGAGAACGGGAAAUCCAACAGUGGAGAGAUUAUGCUGGACCUGAGGAUAUAGACUAUUUUGAAUGUCAAUUAGAACUUCAACAAGAUCUUCUGAAGAGUUACAAUAAUGUUGAAAGAAUUAUUGCUGAAUAUAACAAGCCUGAUUCUGAACAUCCAGAUUACUAUUGUAAAUGGGAAAGUUUACCAUAUGCUGAAGCUACAUGGGAAGAUGGAGCAUUGAUUAUCAAAAAAUGGCCAGAACAAAUAAAAGAAUUUCGAGAAAGAGAGGAGUCGAAAAGAACACCAAGUAAACAUUGUAAAGUUCUUAAAUCAAGGCCUAAAUUUCAUCAAUUAAAAGGGCAACCAGAAUAUAUGGGUAGAGGUCGAGAUUUGACCCUUAGGGACUAUCAAAUGGAUGGAUUAAAUUGGAUGAUUCAUUCUUGGUGCAAAGAAAAUAGUGUUAUUUUAGCAGAUGAAAUGGGUCUUGGUAAAACCAUACAAACAAUAUGCUUCCUUUAUUAUUUAUUCCACACACACCAGCUUCAUGGGCCAUUUUUAUUAGUAGUUCCUCUUUCAACAAUGACUUCCUGGCAAAGAGAAAUGUCACAGUGGGCACCAGAUAUGAAUUUCGUUACAUAUUUGGGUGACGUUACUUCCCGUAAUGUUAUUAGAGAGUAUGAAUGGUGUUAUAGUUCAAAGAGAUUAAAAUUUAAUGCCAUACUCACGACGUAUGAAAUAGUACUUAAAGACAAAGCAUUUUUGGGUGCCUUAAAUUGGGCCGUAUUAUUAGUAGAUGAAGCACAUCGACUAAAAAAUGAUGAUUCUCUCUUGUACAAAGCGCUUGCUGAAUUUCAUACAAAUCACCGUCUUUUAAUAACUGGUACUCCACUACAAAACAGUUUGAAAGAAUUAUGGGCCUUACUACACUUCAUAAUGCCUACUAAAUUUAAUUCGUGGGAAGAAUUUGAGAAAGAGCAUGAUAACGCGGCUCAAAAAGGAUAUUCCAAGUUACAUAAACAAUUAGAACCAUUUAUUUUGCGACGUGUUAAGAAAGAUGUAGAAAAAUCUUUACCAGCUAAAGUGGAACAAAUUUUACGAGUCGAAAUGACAUCUUUGCAAAAACAAUAUUACAAAUGGAUAUUAACUAAAAAUUAUAAUGCAUUACGAAAAGGCGUUAAAGGUUCUACUAUGACGUUCCUAAAUAUCGUUAUUGAAUUAAAGAAAUGUUGCAACCACGCCUUUCUUACGAAACCUACUGAAAGUGAAAGAAAGGAGAGUAACGAAGAUUAUUUACAACAAAUAAUUCGCGGUUCUGGCAAAUUAGUUCUUCUUGAUAAAUUGUUGGUGAGAUUACGUGAGACAGGUCAUAGGGUGUUAAUAUUUAGUCAAAUGGUCAGAAUGUUAGAUAUUCUUGGCGAGUAUCUACAAAAAAAACACUUUCCUUUCCAAAGAUUAGAUGGAAGUAUAAAAGGAGAACUACGAAAACAAGCUCUAGAUCAUUUUAAUGCAGAAGGAUCACAAGAUUUUUGUUUCUUGCUAUCAACAAGAGCAGGUGGUCUCGGUAUUAAUCUUGCUACUGCUGAUACUGUAAUUAUUUUUGAUUCAGAUUGGAAUCCACAAAAUGAUUUACAAGCACAAGCUAGAGCACAUCGUAUUGGACAAAAGAAUCAGGUAAAUAUUUAUCGUCUAGUAACAAAAAAUUCUGUAGAAGAAGAAAUAGUAGAAAGAGCAAAGCAAAAAAUGGUUCUGGAUCAUCUUGUAAUUCAACGGAUGGACACAACUGGUCGAACAGUAUUAGAUAAGAAAAAUGCAGGGACCAAUGGCAACCCAUUUAACAAAGAAGACCUAAAUGCUAUUUUAAAAUUCGGUGCUGAAGAUUUAUUUAAAGAUGAAGAAGACGGAGACGAAGAACCAACUUGCGAUAUUGAUGAAAUUCUGAGGAGAGCGGAAACGAGAGACGAAGGACCUUCAACAGUAGGAGAUGAAUUGUUAUCUGCAUUCAAAGUAGCUAGUUUUGCCGCAUUUGAGGAAGAAUCCGAACCUAUUAAUCAGCCUAAUGAUAACGAUGACGAAAGCAAAGAUUGGGCGGAAAUUAUUCCAGAAAAUUUCAGAAAGAAAGUUGAAGAAGAAGAAAAAUCAAAAGAAAUGGAAGAUUUGUACUUACCACCAAGAAGUCGAAAAACAUUGCAGCAAAUUAAUCAAAGUGGGGAAGGAAGGGGAAGAAAACGAAAAAAACUAUCUGCUGAUGAUAGUGAUGAAGGUGAGGAUUCUGGAAGCGAGGAGGCUGAAGGUAGUGACGAUGAACGUCCUAAAAAGAGAGGUAGACCAAGAGUUACGCCUCGAGAAAAUAUAAAAAGUUUUACUGAUGCAGAAAUACGAAGAUUCGUUAAAAGCUAUAAGAAAUUCCCUGCACCCUUAAAACGAUUAGAUGAUAUUGCAGCGGAUGCGGAAUUACAAGAGAAACCAAUGUCAGAAUUGCGUUUCUUAGGAGACCAGCUAAAAUCUAGAUGUGAAGCUUGUCUGUCUGAAUUCGAAAGUACCGCAAAAGAAAAUAAGGGGGAAGAAGAGGGUAAAGGUCCUGGUCGUAAAAGGGGCAGAGGCCCCACGUUUAAAAUCGGUGGUGUUAUGGUCAAUGCAAAAUCUUUCUCAGCUGCUGUAAAAGAAUUGGAACCUUUAGAACAAGCUUUACCGACUGAUUCAGAACAGAGAUCUAAUUGGCAUAUUGACAUUAAACUUCAACUAAAAAAAAUUAAUGCUCGCGCCGAAUACCUGUUAAAAGUACUCAAGAAACAAAUUGAUUCCAAAUUAGGAGUGACUAAAGCAAGAAAACCCAGAAAACCAAAAGAAGUAAAAACUGCAAUUACAAAAGAAAUUAUAGAAGAGAAUGAUAGUUCAGGCGAAGAAAGUAAUAAAUCGAAAUCAAAAGUCGAAAAGCCACCAAUAAAGAAAGAAGAGGAGAUUGUUGUAAAGAAAGAAACUAAAGAGGAAGUUGAAGAUGUGGUGGAAGAGAAAAAGAAAGAAAAGAAAACUAAAAAGGAGAAAAAAGAAAAUAAAAAAUCUAAAAAGGCAAAACAAGCAGCAGGUCCGAUGCAUUUUACUGCUAAUAAUGAACCACGAGCUCUUGAUGUUCUUGGAGAUUUAGAUCCUUCUAUAUUUAAUGAGUGUAAAGAAAAAAUGAGACCAGUAAAGAAAGCACUCAAAGCUUUAGAUAGACCUGAUCAAUCGUUGAGCGAAGCAGAACAAGUUGCUCACACAAGACAAUGUCUUGUACAAAUUGGAAACCAAAUUAAUACUUGUUUAGAAGAAUACAGAGAUCCUGAACAAAUUAAAGAGUGGAGAAGUAAUUUGUGGUAUUUUGUGUCUAAAUUUACAGAAUUCGAUGCAAAGAAACUUUAUAAGUUGUAUAAACAUGCAACGAAAAAAGGAGGCGAGAGUAAUACGAGCGCUACAUCUAGCCCAGAAAAGAAAGAUGAUUCGGGUAAUGCGAAGAAGCACAGUGAAAAACAUAUCGAUAAACAACAAAUAGAAACUAAUAAAGAUAAUAGGUUACAAAAACGUAGAGUUGAAGAUAUGGAAGAAAAUUCUAAUAGUAGCAAUACACCGAGUAAGAAACAUUUCUCAGCUAUAACUGCUGUAAGCAGUAUUAGCAAUACAUCUACUGUUACUAUUGGUGCUAUCACUAUUACUCCGAUUACAUCGACUCCAAAUUCUACUUCAAGUACCACUAAUAGUGUGGAUACACCACGGCAUAAAGAGAAAGAAUCAAAACAUAAAGACAUGAAAAGAGACAGAGAACGUGAUAGGGAUAGAGAGAGAGCACAUAGUGAUAGAAGUAUGGACAGAAUGAGUGGCAAAGAUGAGAGAAUUAGAAGAGAUAGUGGUGGUUAUAGUAUAGGUGGACACUAUAGUGGAAGCAGAGAUGAUGAUCAUUGGUUAUCCCGCGAUGGAAGAGAUAUUCGAGAUGGAAGAUUUGGAGAUCAUAAACGUGAUCGUUUCGAUUCUUAUGGACGAAUGUCUGGUGGAUAUCAUCGUGAUAGAGAUAGGGAUCGUGAUCGUGGCAUGCACAUGAAUGACAAACGAAGUGAUUAUUACAGAUAUCCAUCAGGACCACCAAGUUACGGGUAUGGCCCAGGAGGAUAUGGAGGAGGAGGUGGUGGCGGCGGUUAUCCUCCAUCUGAUAUUCCACCAAGCCAUUUUAGGGGCCGAGGUUAUCCCGGAGAUAGUUAUCCUAGUGAUUGGCGACCAAACAAAGAUUAUAGACGAGAUUAUGAUAGAAGACCACCUCCACCAAAUGCUAACUCCUAGUGCUCCUUCCUUGUUACCGUUCUCGAAUGUGUCGUUGAACGGCUGUAAUUCCGAUGGAGCCUUGUGUU
Molecule: messenger RNA, 5453 nt
Organism: Habropoda laboriosa
Lineage: Eukaryota; Metazoa; Arthropoda; Insecta; Hymenoptera; Apidae
Gene: Chd1
Product: chromodomain-helicase-DNA-binding protein 1
Exons: 21
Coding region: 1-5385 (1794 amino acids)
Biological process (GO): regulation of transcription by RNA polymerase II; nucleosome organization
Cellular component (GO): nucleus; chromatin
Molecular function (GO): ATP hydrolysis activity; histone binding; chromatin binding
Source: RefSeq, a predicted model, not a curated record